AUGUCCGCAAUGGCGGCGGCGCCACCUCCCCAAGCCCCGCGGCUCGACUCCGUGCUCAGCUUCAGCGACGCCCCGGCCUCGCCAGCCGAGGCCGAGUCCGCCACGCUCGCCUUCUCCGACGCCGGCAGCGGCAGCGACACCGACGCCGAGGAUGCCGACUUCGAGUUCGCGUUCGCGCCGCCGCUGUCGCCGCGCGCCGGCGCCUACCCCGCUCUCGCGCCGGCCGACGACCUCUUCGCGCACGGCCGCAUCGUCGCGGCCUACCCGCUCUUCGACCGCCGCAACCUCCUCGCGGACCACGACGAGGCGGCGGCGUCGCCCGACAACCGGCCGCAGCAGCAGGCGUCGACGGCGCCGCCGUCGCCGGACACGUACUGCGCGUGGGCGCCGCGGUCCGCGCCGGGGUCCCCGUCGCGGGACCCCCCGGCCGCCGCGGCGGCGUUCCCCAAGUCAUCCUCCACCGGGGAGGCCCGCCGCUUCUGGCGCCUGCGCGACCUCGUUUCCGGCGGCGGUGGCCGCUCCCACAGCGACGGCAAGGAGAAGUUCGUCUUCCUGCAACCCAGUUCCAAACCCACCGCCGCAGCAGCGCCGUCGAAGCCGUCCGUCCAGAAGCAGGGCAAGAAGCAGAAGGGCGGCAAGGCGGCAGGUGCCACCGAGAUGGACAUGGCCACCGCGCACAGGCUCUUCUACGGCAAGCCCGGCGCCGCCGCCGCGCUCGCCGGCGACAGGACAAGGCAGCAGCAGUCGUACCUCCCCUACCGCCCCGGCAUCGUCGGCUUCUUCGCCACCACGCACGCGCUCGGCCGCUCGCACCACCCCUACUAG
Messenger RNA from Miscanthus lutarioriparius, 825 nucleotides. Lineage: Eukaryota; Viridiplantae; Streptophyta; Magnoliopsida; Poales; Poaceae. The record is from the annotation of a GenBank genome assembly.